GAUAUCUUUAAAUUUAAAAUAUACUCAAUAUCCGUCCCAAAUAAAUGCAUGCUUGUUACCCAAAAAAAUCAUGCAUGUUACCGAUACAUAAAGGUAAAAAUAUCUUUCUUCAAAAUUUGAUUCCCUUUUGAUAGACAUAAAGCCGAUACAAUCGGCUUCUUCACUUUUACCCACUUACUUUAAAAUACUAGGGUUUUUUACUCCACCACACACCUCUAUCGGCUUCUUCACUUUUACCCACCGAGAGAGAGAGUUCAAAAGAUUGAAGCACAGAGAGUUCAAAAGAUUGAAGCACACUCGGACUCAUCCAUGGCAUCUUCUUCACAGGCGAAUGUCCCAUAUCUUCGUCGCGACACUAUAGACCAGACGGAGGUUGCUAUCAGCACCUACUAUAGGGAUUCACAUUUUCCGGAGCUGGUUGAAACUUUAAAUGUGGUCGGCGAACAGUGCAAUUCAGAUUUAUUGGGAAGAUUUAGAGCAUCAUGUUUUGGGCAUUUCACUGAUUGGAGGCCCGGCGCGAAGAGCAAUAAAGCAUUACACCAGAUUGUAUCGAGGCAGAUUGUGUCAGAAGAAAAUGAGAUGUGCUUCUUUCUGUGCGGAGCACGAGUCAGAUUUUCCCCUGCGGACUACGCAUUAGUGACUGGGCUCAAUUUCGGGGGAUCGAGGUUCGAUGCGACAUUACAGCACGACUGCAGUCGCGUGGAGGCAUACCGACGAUUCUGCGGUACGCGAAGCAUGACCAUACAGUCGCUCAUCAAACGCGUGUGCGAUUUGGAUAGUCGAGUGGAUGAUGAGGAUGGGAGCCUGUACCUUCGUGCUGUCCUCGUGUGUGUGGCUCACACCCUUGUUCUUGGGUUGGAUGCGCGGGUACAGCCGUGGCUUUGGGUGUUGGUGGAUGAUCUGGCUGCAUUUGAUAGAUUCCCCUGGGGCGCGUAUUCGUAUAAGAUGUUAUGCCAUUAUACGAGAGAGACAGGAAAGGGCGAGAAGUAUCACUUCUACGGUCCUUCGUGGGCUUUAUAUGUCUGGGCAUUGGAGCGCGUCCCGGGCUUCGGACACAUGGUCGCAGCAUCUAGCGGUGAUCCGACAGCGCACCCUCGGUGUUUGAGAUGGACUUUCAGGGGUAAGCCGAAGCUUCACGGUCUGCGCGAUCUAUUCGAGGGACAGGGUGGUGUCAUGCCCCUGGACCCCGAUGCUGACGAUCUGUCGAGUCACUACUUCAUAUCAGCGCUGACACCGGGCGAACUCUCGGUGAGCUUCAGGCCCCCCGACAACCCAUUAGCUCGGGGUGUCCAAUUUCCACAGGGCACCGGAGCCCGUGUUGUGGAGGAGCGCGGGGACGAGGAGGAUGUACCUAGACAGCCUCGUACGACUCGCAGUCACAGUGUCCGGGGCCCUGUGAGGGAUGCUCGACAGCACGAGCCGGCUCGUCAUUCAGUAGAUCCGGGCAAGCGCCCUGUGAGGGAUGCUCGACCCCACGAGCCGGCUCGUCAUUCAGUAGAUCCGGGCAAGCGCCCAGCGCCGCAUACUUCUUCAUCGUCGAGCGGAUCUCGGACUGUAUCCAGUCCCAGCGAGGGUGAGGUGGAUCGUAAGUGGGUGAAGAAGACGAUCCGUCAGGAGAUUAAGAAGGCCUUCGGCAAAUUCGUGGAGAAAUUGAAGAGCAAGGGCAAAAAGGAUAGGUGCAAGAAGAGCAAACAUUUCUGAGUGCCCGAC
This is a messenger RNA of Salvia miltiorrhiza (redroot sage), 1710 nucleotides long. RefSeq lists its product as uncharacterized. Lineage: Eukaryota; Viridiplantae; Streptophyta; Magnoliopsida; Lamiales; Lamiaceae. Bases 310 to 1701 code for a protein of 463 amino acids. The record is from RefSeq and is a predicted model, not a curated record. The transcript has 3 exons.